GAAGCUUUACUUAUUUUGGCAAAGGUGCAGCCCUACAAGAACUACUACUUAAAAAUCAUACCUACAAGACCAAGGGAACUUUGUUGUGAAAUGAAAAUGGCACGAGGAAAGACUUUGCUUAGUGUUGCAGCGGAUAAAUGAAAAAACUUUCAAAAUUUGACGACACCAAUGACGUCUAUGAUUCCUAUUCACUACCCCUGCAUCGCCACUUUAAAUUUCAUUGUAGAGACAACCCAUCAGCCAUGAAAUCAAUCCUAUAUGCAGAGACUGUAAGAGAUAGAUAGAGAGAGGAUGAAGCAGCAGCAGAAGCUGGUAUUUGGUGUAAAUGGAGAGAAGAUAGAGCUCUCGAACAUCGACCCUGCAACCACUUUGCUCGAAUUUCUUCGCACCCGAACCCCAUACAAAGGAGCCAAAUUAGGAUGUGGAGAAGGUGGCUGUGGAGCUUGUGUUGUGCUCAUUUCGAAGUAUGAUCCCACAACCAAAGACAUAGAAGAGUUUACUGUGAGCUCAUGCCUCACACUUUUGUGUAGUCUAAAUCAUUGUUCAGUCACUACAAGUGAAGGUCUUGGAAACCAGAGAGAUGGUUUCCACUCAAUUCACCAGAGAAUUGCAGGAUUCCAUGCUUCUCAGUGCGGCUUUUGCACCCCUGGAAUGUGUAUUUCUCUGUACUCUUCUCUUUCCAAAGCCAAUAAAAGCUCUAGGCCUGAACCGCCAGCAGGGUUUUCUAAACUAACAGUCUCUGAAGCUGAGAGAGCCAUAGCUGGAAACUUAUGUAGGUGCACUGGUUAUAGACCCAUUAUUGAUACUUGUAAGAGCUUUUGCCGAGAUGUAGAAAUGGAGGAUCUUGGCUUAAAUUCCUUUUGCAAAAAAGGAGAGACUUUAAACAUAUGCAAAUUGCCUCCUUAUGAUCCAUAUAGUGUUUGUACUUUUCCUGAAUUCCUCAAGAAUGAAAUCAUUCCAAGUGAUGAAUCUUCAGAGAGAAAACUGAAUCUUGUGUAUAAGAAUGGAUGGGAUGAAGUAGAACAUGGAUAUUGGAUCACACCUUCUAGUGUUGAAGAGCUUAUGAAUAUUAUGAGAUCAGAAGAAGUUGAGAAUGGAAAGAGAGUGAAGCUUGUUGCAGGUAAUACCAGUGCUGGCUUUUACAAAAACCAGGAGAAUUAUCAGAAGUAUAUUGAUAUAAGACAUAUACCCGAGCUUUUGAUAAUUAAGAGAGACACAGAAGGGAUAGAAAUAGGGGCAUGUGUGACAAUUUCUAAGGUAAUUGAAGCUAUGGAAGAAGAGAUUUCAACUAGCGUAGAACCCAACUUGGUUUUCAAGAAAAUUGUGAAACACUUAAACAUGGUUGCGUCAAAUUUCAUCCAAAACAUGGCGAGUUUGGGUGGUAACCUGAUCAUGGCUCAGAGGAAUGAGUUCCCAUCAGAUAUAGUCACCAUUCUCCUCGGAGCUAGUUCAUCUAUAAAAAUUCAAACUCCAACAGAGACUCGCUUUCUAACUUUGGAGGAAUUCCUUGAGCGACCACCAUGUGAUCCUCAAACUUUGCUCGUAAGUGUUCGAAUACCAAGCUGGAAUCGAACCCAUUCCCUCUCUAAGACUGAAGAUCAAACUGAAGUAUACCCUGUCUCUGAGACUAUUUGUUCAGGUGAGCCAAAGAGUAUGACUGAAUUGUUCUUUGAGACUUACAGGGCUGCUCCGUACCCUAUGGGAGGUGCAUUGGCCUAUGUAAAUGCUGCAUUCUUUGCUGAGGUCAUGGCUGAUGAAUUCACAGGAGAGCUUGUUUUGGGUCAUCUUAGUUUGGCAUUUGGAGCUUAUGGGACUAAACGUGCUAUAAGAGCAAAGAAGGCCGAAGAGUAUUUGAAAGGAAAAUCAGUUUCUCCCACUGUUUUGUUAGAGGCCAUCCAAAUUCUUAGAUUAUCUGUGGUUUCUAAAGAAGCAACCCCAAAGGCUGACUACAGGUCCAGUUUGGCUGUUGGUUUUCUUUUUGAUUUUCUCUCUCCACUCUUUGAGAAUUUUGCAAGAUCCAAUAAAAGAUUAUGUGUAGAAGGACCUAAUAAUGAGAAAAACUCCAUUAAUGGCCAUGUUAAUUCUGCUUCUAGAAUUAAUUCAUCUGAUAAUGGGUUCUCUGGCCGCAAUGGUGAUGAGAAGAAACCAACAUCAGUUCUAAUCUCAAAACAAUUGGUGGAAAUCCAUAAUGACUAUCAUCCUGUCGGUUAUCCUGCUAAGAAAGUUGCAGCUGAGCUUCAGGCUUCUGGUGAAGCUGUAUAUGUUGAUGACAUCCCUUCCCCAAAGGACUGCCUUCACGGAGCAUUUGUAUAUAGCAGAAAACCUUUCGCACGCAUAAAACAUAUUGAGGUUGAUUCUGUGUUAACUUCUCCAAGAGUAAUUUCCUUUGUUUCAGUUAAAGAUAUACCAAAAGGAGGUGAAAAUAUAAGCGUUGGAACGCAAUUUGGAGACGAACCGGUGUUUGCCGAUGGUCUUACUGAGUUUGCUGGCCAACCACUUGGAGUUUUGAUAGCGGAGACAUGGAGAUGUGCUAAAAUUGGUGCUGAUCAAGUGAAGGUGCACUAUGAUACAAAAGAUAUGGAGCCACCUAUUCUAUCCAUAGAAGAGGCAGUUGAAAGGUCUAGCUUUUUCGAGAUCCCCCCAGUUCUCACUCCAAAGCAAGUGGGGGACUUUUCAAAAGGGAUGGCUGAAGCAGAUCACAAGAUAAUUUCUUCAAAGGUUGAAACAGGAUCACAAUACUAUUUUUAUAUGGAAACACAGACAGCUCUAGCUAUUCCUGAUGAAGAUAAUUGCAUAACAGUUUAUGUUUCAUGUCAAUUAGAUGAGUAUGCCCAGGUUGCAAUUGCCAAAUUCCUUGGCAUUCCACAGCAUAAUGUACGUAUCAUUACAAGAAGAGUGGGAGGGGGUUUCGGUGGGAAGGCCUUGAGAGCAAUUCAGGUCGCAGCUGCGUGUGCAAUUGCAGCAUACAAAUUACGCCGCCCAGUGCGCAUGUAUCUUGAUCGCCAGACAGAUAUGAUAAUAACUGGAGGCCGGCACCCAAUGAAGAUAGUCUACACCGUUGGAUUCAAAGCCAAUGGGAAAAUCACUGCCCUACAUGUAGAUUGUUUUCUUGAUGCUGGAUAUUCUAUUGAUUUUAGCCCCCUCCUCAGCCAUACUUUUGUCACUUCACUAAAAAAAUAUAAUUAUGGGUGCCUUUCUUUGAACAUUAAGCUUUGCAAAACCAAUUUUCCAAGCAAAUCAGCCAUGAGAGCACCUGGAGAAGUUCAAGGAACCUUCUUAGCCGAAACCAUCAUUGAACAUGUGGCGUCAAUUCUCUCUAUGGAUGCUAACUCCAUUCGAAAAAAGAACCUACAUAAUUUUGAGAGCCUCAAGUUGUUCUAUGGAGCCAGUGCAGGUGACAAUUUUGGUUACACUUUACCUUUGACUUUGGAGAAGUUGGAUUCAUCUUUGAGGCUUAACAAGAAACCCGAAGAAAUUCGAGAGUUUAACAAUAUAAAUAGAUGGAGAAAAAGGGGAAUGUCUCUUGUGCCCAUUACUUAUGAAGUAACUGUGAGACCAACACCGGGUAAAGUGAGCAUUUUAAACGAUGGUUCAAUAGUUGUUGAGGUUGGAGGUAUUGAGUUGGGACAGGGACUUUGGACCAAAGUGAAGCAAAUGACUGCAUUUGCCCUGGGUCGGUUAUGGGAGGAAGGAAAAGAAGAACUUAUGGAGAGGGUAAGGAUUGUCCAAAUUGAUACAAUAAGUAUGGCACAAAGUGGGUUGACAGGAGGGAGCACCACAUCAGAGUCCAGUUGUGAGGCAGCGAGGGUUGCUUGUGAUGUUUUGGUUGAGAGACUUUCACCAGUGAAAUUGAAUAUGAUGGAGAAAACAAAUGGAGUUUCAUGGGAUGCUCUGGUUAGUCAGGCAUAUCUAGAAUCAGUGAACAUGUCUGCUAGUGUAUAUUGGGUUCCUGAUUCAAGUUCAAAACAAUAUUUAAAUUUUGGUGCAGCUGCAAGUGAGGUUGAGAUAAACCUGCUUACUGGAGCUACAACGAUUUUACAAACUGAUAUCAUCUAUGACUGUGGGAAGAGCCUGAACCCUGCCGUGGAUCUUGGACAGAUUGAAGGAGCUUUCGUCCAAGGAAUUGGGUUCUUCGUUCUCGAAGAGCAUGUUGUGAACUCUGAUGGAAUGGUUACAUCUGAUGGGACAUGGACAUAUAAGAUCCCAAAUGUUGACACCAUACCCAAACAAUUUAACAUUGAGAUACUGAGCAGUGGUCACCACGAAAACCGUGUCCUCUCAUCCAAGGCAUCGGGAGAGCCACCAUUACUAUUGGCAGUUUCAGUUCACUGUGCUAUUAGGGAGGCCAUCAAAGAGGCUAGAAAAGAGCUUCGGUCCUAUAACAAUAGCUCCAAUGAAAAAUGUUCAUCAACUUCGGCCAUGUUUAGAAUGGACACUCCUGCAACAAUGGAUGUGGUGAAGCAGCUCUGUGGCUUGGACAAUGUGGAGAGGUAUCUGCAAAGUCUGGUUGAUCUCCCAUGAAACUGUGUGUGUGUGUAUGCGCACGUGUGGGCACCUGCUAUGUAAACACUUGAUCGCUCUAUUUUUAUAAGUAUGUGAAUAUAAUUAUAUUGUUUGAUAGUAUAGGGGCGAUUGACUGUGUGUGUGUAUGCUCAUGCACGUAUGCACCUGCUAUGCUCGAUCACUAUAUUUUUAUAAGUAUGUGAAUAUCAUUAUAAUGUUCAAUAUUACAGGGCUGCUUUUUUAUGUGGA
This is a messenger RNA of Amborella trichopoda, 4752 nucleotides long. RefSeq names its product indole-3-acetaldehyde oxidase. The record is from RefSeq and is a predicted model, not a curated record. Gene Ontology annotation, molecular function: FAD binding; iron ion binding; oxidoreductase activity. NCBI's taxonomy places the organism in Eukaryota, Viridiplantae, Streptophyta, Magnoliopsida, Amborellales, Amborellaceae.